Gekko japonicus is the source of this 595-nucleotide messenger RNA. RefSeq names its product transmembrane protein 261 (gene DMAC1). The record is from RefSeq and is a predicted model, not a curated record. NCBI's taxonomy places the organism in Eukaryota, Metazoa, Chordata, Lepidosauria, Squamata, Gekkonidae. Bases 41 to 304 code for a protein of 87 amino acids. The transcript is spliced from 2 exons.
GUUUCUGGGAGCCGCCAUUUUUCUUCCAAGGGGGGGAACGAUGUCGUCCAACUCCACAGAGGUUGCUCCUCCAGCCCCCCACAAGCCCCUUUUCGGGUCCUGCUGGGGCUGCCGCCUUCUGAGCGGGCUGGCGCUGAUCGGCUCCGGCAUCUGGGUGUACUUGGGCCCUCGCAGGGUCAUGCAGCAGGGGAUCCCCCCCAAUAUGUGGCACAUCACCCAGAUGACUUUCGCCAUCAGUCUUGUCGCCUGGGGUGCUGUAGUGAUUGCUGACCCAGUUGGGAAACAGAAGCGGAAAGGGGAAUGAGCGGCAUCACCCUGCUGGCAGGAGUCACCCACCCGUCUCUCUGUUCAGCACUGCUUUAUGCCACCUACAGGAGAACAGUAAGAAGUUAGGAAGAAGAAACUCCGGAGGUCGGUGCUGAUGGUGGCAGCGUACCUGAACAGAAGGAGCGCGACUGGCAUCUUCCUCUCACUUUCAAUUGACUGUUUUUCUUUUCUGUUUUCAUACAGCCAAUGUUAGGCUGCUUUGUCCCACCUGAAGAGUACAGAGUCUGUGUUCUUCUGAAUAAUAAAAAACUAUCUUGUACCAAAAAAA